Molecule: messenger RNA, 3133 nt
Organism: Aethalodelphis obliquidens (Pacific white-sided dolphin)
Lineage: Eukaryota; Metazoa; Chordata; Mammalia; Artiodactyla; Delphinidae
Gene: GPR22
Product: G protein-coupled receptor 22
Exons: 2
Coding region: 1233-2534 (433 amino acids)
Biological process (GO): cellular response to hormone stimulus; G protein-coupled receptor signaling pathway
Cellular component (GO): plasma membrane
Molecular function (GO): peptide binding; G protein-coupled receptor activity
Source: RefSeq, a predicted model, not a curated record
GAGAAUAUUUAAAGAAACCGUUAAAUUUAUGCAUAACUAUGGCUCUAAUAAUACAGUUUGCUUACUUUGAUAAAAAAUACUGUGUAUGGUGUUAAAUAAACACAACUAAAGUAACUUCCAAUUAAUAGGAAAUUAUUAGGAACCCUAUUCCUUAACCAUUUUUUUUUUCUUUUUCACAAGGGCCCAAAGCAGCUAAUUCAGUAUUUACAACUGACAAUAUGAAGAAUGCAUCUGACCCAUCACCUCCCUAGCUGUCUGAACCACAAACUGCAGGAUAUUCUUGCAACAAUGAUUUUAAGACGUUAAGGAGUUAAAACCAGAGAAUAUAGGUCUACGUUACUGCUGGGAUAUAACACAUCGACAGUAACCAUCCUAAGAAGAUGCUAUAUAAAACAGCCACAAAAUGAAAAUAUAACUGUAAAAGCCUGAAAACAAAAUGGUGAGCAUUUUUAAAGGGGGAGUUUAUAAUUUAACAUACCAAAAUUGUGGAGCCACCAAUUCUUGAAGAAACAAUGAAACAUGGAUUGCCAAGAGAAUGAUAUACAUUACCAGCAAGCUAAAUGAAGCUUUAGCAAGUAUUUUUCUGCGCUAAAUAUUCAGAUGUUCGUAUCAAUUGAUAUUACUAAAGGAUUUUUCCAUCUGAGUUUUAUGACCAAUUAUGUAUCCUCUUCUAAUGAAAACAAACCAAAUUAAAUAGCAGAUGGUUUUUAUCAAGAGAACAUGGACUGGACUUAUAACCAAGUUAUGUGACCAAGAAAUCAUUUCAAAAUAAUGAGGACUGCUAUAGAAACAGAUUUACAUUUGUAACAAAAGGAUGUCUAAGUACAUUUUAGAAGCUAGAAACCUUAUGUUUCUUUUGUUUUCACAUGUUCUGGAAAAUAAAGAGACAUCAUCACAUAUUCUCUCAAAGGGAAACAAUUCCUAUCAUUUGAGGAAGUUUCUCUCGGUCGUGACUUUUUAAGGCAAAACAAACACAAGUAUUUUGUACUGGUCUUUAGAAAUUCAUCAGCCAACUAAAUCUCACAAUUCAUGCAGUUGAAGUACUGGAGAGAAAAAUGAAAGAAUUCCUACAAGACAUGAAAUAAAACACAGCUACUUCACUGUUGUCAGGUAAAAAUUCAUGUCCAAAUCUGUUAAUGACAUCAUGUAUCAUAUUGUGAAAAACUGCUAUAGUGAGCCAAAAGGCCCAUAAGGCAACAGCAAACAGGGAAAAAACCAACUGCUCCAAAAGAAUGUGUUUUUCUCCCAUUCUGGAAAUCAACAUGCAGUCUGAAUCUAACAUUACAGUGCGAGAUGACAUUGAUGACAUCAACACCAAUAUGUACCAACCACUAUCAUAUCCAUUAAGCUUUCAAGUGUCUCUCACCGGAUUUCUUAUGUUAGAAAUUGUGUUGGGACUUGGCAGCAACCUCACCGUAUUGGUACUUUACUGCAUGAAAUCCAACUUAAUCAACUCUGUCAGUAACAUUAUUACGAUGAAUCUUCAUGUACUUGAUGUAAUCAUUUGUGUGGGAUGUAUUCCUCUAACUAUAGUUAUUCUUCUGCUUUCACUGGAGAGUAACACUGCUCUCAUCUGCUGUUUCCAUGAGGCCUGUGUAUCUUUUACAAGUGUCUCAACAGCAAUCAACGUUUUUGCUAUCACUUUGGACAGAUAUGACAUCUCUGUAAAGCCUGCAAACCGAAUUCUGACAAUGGGCAGAGCUGUAAUGCUAAUGAUAUCCAUUUGGAUUUUUUCAUUUUUCUCAUUCCUGAUUCCCUUUAUUGAGGUAAAUUUUUUCAGCCUUCAAAGUGGAAAUACAUGGGAAAACAAGACACUUCUGUGUGUCAGUACGAAUGAAUACUACACUGAACUGGGAAUGUAUUAUCACCUGCUAGUACAGAUCCCAAUAUUCUUUUUCACUGUCAUAGUAAUGUUAAUUACAUACAGCAAAAUACUUCAGGCCCUCAAUAUUCGAAUAGGCACAAGAUUCUCAACAGGGCAGAAGAAGAAAGCAAGAAAGAAAAAGACGAUUUCUCUAACCACACAACACGAGACUACAGACAUGUCACAAAGCAGUGGUGGGAGAAAUGUAGUCUUUGGUGUUAGAACUUCAGUCUCUGUAAUAAUUGCCCUCCGGCGAGCUAUGAAACGACACCGUGAACGACGAGAAAGGCAAAAGAGGGUCUUCAAAAUGUCUUUAUUGAUUAUUUCUACAUUUCUUCUCUGCUGGACACCAAUUUCUGUUUUAAAUACCACCAUUUUAUGUUUAGGCCCAAGUGACCUUUUAGUAAAAUUAAGGUUGUGUUUUCUAGUCAUGGGUUAUGGAACAACUAUAUUUCAUCCUCUAUUAUAUGCAUUUACUAGACAAAAAUUUCAAAAGGUCUUGAAAAGUAAAAUGAAAAAGCGAGUUGUUUCCAUAGUAGAAGCUGAUCCCAUGCCUAAUAAUGCUGUAAUACACAACUCUUGGAUAGAUCCUAAAAGAAACAAAAAAAUUACCUUUGAAGAUAGUGAAAUUAGAGAAAAAUGUUUAGUACCUCAGGUUGUCACAGACUAGGGAAAAGGCUAAGUUUCACCAAACCCACACUCAGAAGUUUUAAAUUUAAACUGUAAAAAAUUACUGCCAAAUAUAAGAAAAACAUUUUAAGUACUGGUUAUGUUGUAAAUUUUCAAUGUAAAUGUCAAGAUUAGAUUAGGUCAUAUAUAUUCAAUUUCUUCAUUACUUAAUGUAUUUGUUGCAUGGCAGUUUGUUAAGGUAAUAUCAUGUGUAUAUUUUGUCAAUAUUAUGUCCAACAGAAGAUAUUUAUGUAAGUCAUAUUUUCUAAAGAAUAAAUACAUAGCCUUAAAACACUGUAUAACUUUAAAAUAUAACUGACACAGGUAUCCUUGCUCUUUUUUUUUAUAAAGUGUAUUGUUUCUAAGCCACAAACUAUAUCUAUAUGUUAACAACUGGAAUAGCAUUUUAACAUAAAAAGCAAAAUUAUGGGCUCCAAGCAACCAAAAUGACCCAGGAUUUUCUAUACCACUAUAUUAUGUUUUCUAGCAUAGUCUACUUGCUAUAAUAUUUGAUUCAUCAAAAAUAAUGAACUAUAUAUGAAACUUUAUCCUUUUUGGAAUGUAGGAAACUGUAGGAUUUAUCAGGAUUUUAAAAUUCAA